UAAAUCCCCACACAAACAAAUUAUACUCGACUUCAAUCGGUCGUGUGCUUUUUUAAUUAAAUAAUAUUAAUUUUACUAUACGCCCUUUAUACACAGUGAUUUCUUUCUUCUAAACUUUUAUUACCCAGAGAACGCAGAGUGUCUUAACUAGUGCAGUGCAGUGCAGCAGCAGCAACAAUGAGGAGUAUCACGGUGGCGUUGUGCGUGGCGGUGGCGGCGCUGGCCUCCGUCGGCGCUGUCUCCUUCUUCGACCUGGUCAAGGAGGAGUGGAAUGCUUACAAGAUGGAGCACAGUAAGCAGUACAGCAGCGAGGUGGAGGACAAGUUCCGGAUGAAGAUCUACGCGGAGAACAAGCACCGCAUCGCGAAGCACAACCAGCGCUUCGAGCAGGGCCUGGUGACGUACAAACUGCGGCAGAACAAGUACGGGGACAUGCUGCACCAUGAGUUCGUACACACCAUGAACGGGUACAACAGGACUUCUAAGCACAACAAGCAGCUGUUCAGUAAGGGCCGCGACACACGCGGGGCAACUUUCAUCUCGCCGGCUCACGUGACCGUGCCUGAACAGGUCGACUGGCGGAAGAAGGGCGCCGUCACAGAGGUCAAGGACCAGGGCAAGUGCGGCUCCUGCUGGUCCUUCAGUACGACUGGCGCGCUAGAGGGUCAGCACUACCGUCAGACAGGUUACCUGGUGUCGCUAUCGGAACAGAACCUGAUCGACUGCUCCUCAGCGUACGGCAACAACGGCUGCAACGGCGGCCUCAUGGACAACGCCUUCAAGUACAUCAAGGACAACGGCGGCAUCGACACCGAGAAGACCUACCCCUAUGAGGCCAUCGAUGACAAGUGCCGGUACAACCCGAAGAACAACGGCGCGGAGGACGUCGGCUUCGUGGACGUGCCGCAGGGCGACGAGCAGAAGCUGAUGGAGGCGGUGGCCACCGUGGGCCCCGUCUCAGUCGCCAUCGACGCCUCCCAGGAGAGCUUCCAGUUCUACUCCACCGGCGUCUACUACGACGACAACUGCUCCUCGGAGAACCUCGACCAUGGGGUGCUGGUGGUGGGAUACGGCACAGACGAGACUGGCGGAGACUACUGGCUUGUGAAGAACUCAUGGGGCCGCACGUGGGGCGAGCUUGGCUACAUCAAGAUGGCGCGCAACCGCAACAACCACUGCGGCAUCGCCUCUUCCGCCUCCUACCCCCUCGUGUAAACUCCUACCCUUUAUAGUCUCUUUUUUAACACACUUUGUUUUUUUUCUCUCGCAGACUAAUUUGACAGGUGUAAACGUCAAAUUUUCAAAUAAUGUUGCCAGCUACAGCAGUAGUGCAGUACUACUAUUCUACUACUAUACUGUAUUCAUUUUUUUAUACCUGUUGGUGGUUCACGACUGCAUAAAUAUUAGUGUUUUGUCUCUACUAUUUAAUUAAAAAAAAGGCGUGAGAAAAUAGGACAAAACAGUUCAUUAGCUUUUUUUACAUGAUUUAUUAAUUAUGUAGCCCAUUUUUGAUUCGUCUCAGCAAAAGACAUAGCUAUGUGAUAGGAUAUUGUGGUAAUUUAACUAAAACAGGUAACGUUAGAAAAUUUGCCAACUCGAAUUUGAUUAACAAAUACAAUUUGAUAUUGUUAAUAAUUUAAGUUAUACGUGAACAUUAGUUAUAAGAUUUGUAUAUUUUUAUAUAUAUUAAAAUAAAACGAAUGUCUGUCUUUCACUAUCUACUAUCAUGUUACAUACAUGUUAUAUAUUUUACUAUACUUUCGUUUCAUAAUAUUCUGUUUAACUCAAUAACAGUAUUUAUCGCUUGGGUUAUAAAUACGAUAUUUGUUGACAUUCCUGUUAUUUCUGAUUACUUCCCGCCAUUUUGCGCAUACAUGUCGCUGUGUUCAUAUGUAAUAACAAUAUAACGGCUGGUUUAGUAAUAGCAAAAUUAGAAUAUAUAUAUGUUAGAUUAGAUUACAUUAUGAAUAUUAGAGCAUCACUUCGUAAUUGUUAUAUUUGCUGUCAGACAUUGAAUAUUUUCGCCACUAAAUAAUUCUCGUUCAGCGUCUGUGGUAGAUCUUUUUUAUACUAUGAUUGUAAUAAUUUAAUUUACUAUUUGCUUUUGUGAUCUGAAAAAGACAAAUGUAUAUUGUUUUGUAACUUUGCAACGUGUGAUAUGCUUAGAUAAUUAGUGUAUUGUAAGCUUAAGAAAAUAAAGAAUAUUUUUAUA
Molecule: messenger RNA, 2212 nt
Organism: Achroia grisella
Lineage: Eukaryota; Metazoa; Arthropoda; Insecta; Lepidoptera; Pyralidae
Gene: Bcp
Product: cathepsin L
Exons: 7
Coding region: 178-1215 (345 amino acids)
Biological process (GO): immune response
Cellular component (GO): lysosome
Molecular function (GO): cysteine-type endopeptidase activity
Source: RefSeq, a predicted model, not a curated record